This is a messenger RNA of Ananas comosus (pineapple), 3676 nucleotides long. RefSeq names its product kinesin-like protein KIN-7D, chloroplastic. The transcript has 23 exons. The coding region runs from base 324 to 3320 and encodes 998 amino acids. Lineage: Eukaryota; Viridiplantae; Streptophyta; Magnoliopsida; Poales; Bromeliaceae. The record is from RefSeq and is a predicted model, not a curated record. Gene Ontology annotation, molecular function: microtubule motor activity; ATP binding; microtubule binding. Gene Ontology annotation, biological process: microtubule-based movement.
UUAAUUCGUAGGGAGUAAAAGCUCUCGGGCGAGGAGCAUCGCAUUUCGCAUCGCUUCUAAGGCAAGGGAGAAAAGGUGAAGCGGCGAGAAACCCUAGAAAACCCUUUUACUCCCACUCCCCUUUACACCCUCGUCGUCCCCAAAUCGCCUCCCAUUUUUGGCGGCUCCCGAUCGGAUAUAGUCGUCGAUUUCCCCCAAUGCAGCUCCGAUCUGCUCCGGUUCGAGCUCCAAUGGCGGCGCGAUCGGGAUUUGGUGCGGUUUCGAUCCACCGUAGGGGGUUGUCGCAGUGUGUGGGUGGGAUUUGAGCUCGGAUUGAUCCGUUAAUGGCGUCUCGGUCGGGUUCGAGGACGAAGAAGGCGUCGCCGGGGGCGGCGAAGCCGGCGAACUCGCCGGCUUCGUCGACAACUUCGUCGUCGAGGCCGGUGCCCGAGGCGUCGCUGGAUGAGCAGAGCUCGCCGCUGUCGUCGGCGGCGGCGAGGAGCAGGACGCAUGAGUUCUACGCGGAGAAUGCGGCGUUGGAUGUGGAGGGGUUCAAGGAGAAUGUCACGGUUACGGUGCGGUUUCGGCCGCUAAGCCCGCGGGAGAUUAGGCAGGGGGAGGAGAUAGCUUGGUACGCGGAUGGGGAUAUAAUUGUGAGGAACGAGCACAAUCCAUCCUUGGCGUAUGCAUAUGAUCGAGUUUUUGGACCUACUACUACGACACGUCAUGUUUAUGAUGUGGCUGCUCAGCAUGUUGUCGGUGGUGCUAUGGAAGGAAUAAAUGGUACAAUUUUUGCUUAUGGAGUUACAAGUAGUGGCAAGACACACACAAUGCAUGGAGAUCAACGGUCCCCUGGUAUAAUACCUUUGGCUGUCAAGGAUGCUUUCAGUAUCAUACAAGAGACUCCAAGUCGUGAGUUUCUUCUUCGUGUGUCAUACAUGGAAAUCUACAAUGAGGUGGUUAAUGAUCUGCUUAAUCCUGCUGGGCAGAAUUUAAGAAUCAGGGAGGAUCUUCAGGGAGCCUUUGUUGAGGGUAUUAAAGAAGAAGUUGUCUUAUCUCCUGCUCAUGCUUUGUCGCUUAUUGCAGCUGGAGAAGAGCAUAGACAUGUGGGUUCCAAUAACUUCAAUCUGCUGAGCAGCAGAAGUCAUACCAUUUUCACACUGACGAUAGAGAGUAGCCCCUGCGGUGACUGUAGUGAAGGAGAAGUCAAUUUUUCGCAACUAAACCUCAUCGAUCUGGCAGGUUCAGAGAGCUCAAGAGCUGAAACAACUGGAAUUCGCCGAAAAGAAGGAUCCUACAUCAAUAAAAGCCUGUUAACUCUUGGAACUGUAAUAGCGAAAAUAACUGAUGGAAGGGCUACACAUAUUCCAUAUCGUGACUCAAAAUUAACACGACUACUGCAAUCCUCUUUGAGUGGUCAUGGGCGUGUUUCUCUUAUUUGCACAGUUACCCCAUCAUCUAGUAAUACUGAAGAAACGCACAACACUUUGAAAUUUGCUAAUCGAGCAAAACAAAUUGAGAUUCAAGCAUCGCAAAAUAAGAUUAUUGAUGAGAAAUCUUUGAUUAAGAAGUAUCAAAAUGAGAUCCACAGAUUGAAGGAAGAACUAGAACAACUGAAAAGGGGCAUUGUUACUGGCACUCCUUUGAAAGAUACUGGAGAAGAUGAUAUUGUCCUGCUGAAACAAAAGCUAGAAGAUGGUAACGUGAAGCUGCAAUCGAGAUUGGAACAAGAAGAAGAUGCUAAAGCUGCUUUGCUAGGGAGGAUACAGCGUCUAACAAAGCUGAUUCUUGUUUCUACAAAGACAACUCAGGCUUCAAGGUUUCCUCAACGUCCUGGUCCAAGGCGAAGACAUUCAUUUGGAGAAGAGGAGCUUGCUUAUCUCCCAUAUAGAAGGCGAGAUAUGAUCUUGGAUAAUGAAAGUAGUGACUUUUUCGUCCCAGCCGAAGGAUAUGGUGAAACUACUGAAGAUACUUCAAAGGAGAAGAAAAAUCGCAAGCAUGGGCUCCUUAACUGGUUUAAGCAGCGGAAAAGAGAUAGUAGUGGAACUACACUUACAAGUUCAGAUGGAGAUAAGUCGAGUGGAACCAAAUCAUUUACUGCUCCUUCGACUCCCCAAGCAGAGAGUGUAACCUUUCCUCCAGAGCCCAGGAUAUCGACUUCUAUUGCUGUGGAAAAUAUCACCGCUGCUAUCGUGGGACAUGAUAGAGAACUCCCUUCUGACAGCCUUUCAAGGGAUGAGACACCUUUGGCUAGCAUAAAAACUAUAGAUCAUGUUGAUUUGCUCAGAGAGCAACUCAAGAUUUUGUCCGGAGAAGUUGCACUCCAUACCAGCGUCUUAAAGCGGCUCUCAGAAGAAGCAGCAAAUAGCCCCAAGAAGGAACAGAUUCAGAUGGAAAUAAAGAAGAUUAAUAAUGAGAUUAAGGCCAAGAACCUGCAGAUAUCUUCUUUGGAAAAGCAGAUGGCUGAUUCGAUAUCAGCUACUCAGGCCAAGGCGGAUAAAUCAGAACUUUCACCGUCUUAUGCUCAACUACUCGAGCAACUCAACGAAAAGAACUUUGAACUUGAGGUUAAGACUGCGGACAACAGAGUGAUACUCGACCAGCUGCAGAAUAAGACACGAGAAUGUGAAGUGUUACAGGAAAUCGUCACUUCACUAAAAGAGCAGCUAUCGCAAGCACUUGAAGAAAAGGAAUUGUCUUUGUCAUGCGCUCGAUUAGAGAAUGAUGUCGCAGGAGCUAAUGAUGGAAAAGAACUGCACGUAGACAUAGAAAAGAAAGCAACAAGAGAUGUUACUGCUGAGUUAUUGCUACAAGCACAUCAGGCAUCUGAGAUCGAAGAACUGAAGCAGAAGCUCCAGGAACUCAUGGAAACGAGAACCCAACUAGAAGCCCGGAAUCAGAAGCUAGUAGAGGAGAGUGCAUACGCCAAAGGGUUGGCCUCAGCUGCAGGAGUGGAACUAAAAGCUCUAUCUGAAGAAGUCACCAAGCUCAUGAACCACAAUGAGAGGCUCGCCAAUGAAUUGGCAUCCGUUAGAAAUUCUAAUCAACGGAGAGUGAGUAACGGACCGAGAGCUAUGAAAAGAGAGAGCCACAUUAAGCGCCAUGAACCUGUAAAUAAGAGGGAGGUGAAUGUGAGCUACGAGAGAGAGCUCGCUCUCGAAGCUACAAUCGUUGAGAAGGAGCAGAGAGAGGCAGAGCUCCAAAAGAAGCUCGAGGAGUCGAAACAAAGGGAAGCCUUUCUAGAGAACGAGCUGGCUAACAUGUGGGUCCUUGUGGCAAAAUUGAAGAAGUCGCAAGGGAGCGAGCAAGAUGAUUCGGAUGCCAAAUUGAAAGAUCCCUAAUUGGCAAAGGUUAGGGCAGGAAAGAGGAUAACUAGAUUUUAGUCAUCGUGUUGAUUCGGGUGUUUCUGUAUGUAAAAGAGAGGUUAUUGUAUAUUUGUGUGCUUCUUUUGUAAUAUGGAUCCGGGUUGUCUCUGUUGCUUCUAUUCUUUGAUUAGUUGCUCAAAUUUGUGAUAUAAAAUGUCUGUCUGGCAACAAAAAGCAUGUAUUUGAUGCAAUGACAGUAUUAUAUGCUCCUGCUCAGUCGCUGAUCCAAAAUUCAGUGAAAGCAGCAGCAAAUUAUGUUUGGUUCUUUAUUAAGCCCUGUAAUUUUUAUGGCUAUCGUGAGGAAUGGGAAUUGCGAAUCUGCUUCUGAAAAA